AUGUCCAUCAACGCUGUCACAUCCCUCUACCGACGGUCCUUGAAGCUCGCCCUGGACUGGGCUGUACACCGAAAUGUUUGGAGAGGGCAGGCAGUCUAUAUCCGGUCGCUUUUCGAGGCGAACAAGGAUAUCCGUGACCCUCGGCAACAGAAAGUAUGUGAUGACCCUGCCGCGAUGAAAAGCUUUGACUUACCCGUACUAUGUUCUACUCCGAGAGACGGAAAAGUUACUAGAGACGUGGAAACACCCCGACCCUUACCGCGCACCUACAGCCCCCGGUGGUAUGUCUACGUGUAA
This is a messenger RNA of Aspergillus puulaauensis, 297 nucleotides long. Its product is annotated as NADH dehydrogenase [ubiquinone] 1 beta subcomplex subunit 9. Lineage: Eukaryota; Fungi; Ascomycota; Eurotiomycetes; Eurotiales; Aspergillaceae. Gene Ontology annotation, biological process: mitochondrial electron transport, NADH to ubiquinone. The record is from RefSeq and is a predicted model, not a curated record. The coding region runs from base 1 to 297 and encodes 98 amino acids. The transcript is spliced from 2 exons.